Molecule: messenger RNA, 1035 nt
Organism: Adineta ricciae
Lineage: Eukaryota; Metazoa; Rotifera; Eurotatoria; Adinetida; Adinetidae
Source: the annotation of a GenBank genome assembly
AUGGAGAUGUGCUCACCCAUGCGAAUCGUCGUCAUGCCAUUAACGGUUAAUGAAAUAUUCAGCAUUUCACAGAAGUAUUCUGCAAUUUCCACUGUCAUUAUAUUUGUUUUGGCAAUUAUUGGCAAUACAAUCAAUAUUCUCGUGUUCACUUCUUUCAAAGCUUUUCGAAACAAUCAGUGUGCACUCUAUCUCAUUGUCGAAGCACUAGCCAAUCUCUUUCAAUUAACCAUAUACUUUUUUAUUUAUCUAUUUGUUCUUACGCAUGGCCAAGAUUCUGGUGCAUCAUCUAUAAUCUGGUGUAAACUACGCGCCUCGUUUAUCGUUAUCUGCACACUUGUUGCUUUCUCUUCAAUCUGUUUCUGUACCAUUGAUCAAUAUCUCUCUACCAGCCAUCGCUACUUUUUCAGACAACUUUCCACAAUCAAACUCGCCUAUAUACUCCUUACCGCUGCAUUCGUAUUCGCACUACUUCAGUCAAUACCUUUCGCCGUUUUCUCCGAAAUCCAAGGUAGCUUUUGCACUGUAUUCAAUCCAUUCAUGACAGCCUAUAUCUCAUCCUUCUAUUAUCCUAUACUAUCUGGUCUUCUUCCUGUGAUGAUUACAUCGAUAUUCAGUCUGUUGGCAUAUCGAAAUGUUCGACAAAUCGUUCGUCGACAAGUACCAAUAGUCCGUCGUCGUCUUGAUCAACAACUGACAGCUAUGGUACUUGUUCGGGUGAUCGCACUUGUGAUUUUAUCUGUGCCGUAUAUUAGUCAGAGAAUGGUUGUGUUUAUUACAAAGGUGAAUCCAACAAAUCUCAUUCUUUAUGCCAUCAUCUCAUUAGUGGGCUCAUUUACAUCUUCAUUUUUUUAUUUAAAUUGUGCCAUAUCUUUCUAUUUAUUCGUGACGGUUUCGCGUCGAUUUCGCCGACAAGUAAAAUAUGUUAUGUUGAAGAAAUUUUGCCGGCAAUGGAGAAGAUGGUGUUGUCGUGGUGAUAAUCAAGUAAAUCCGAUGAGAAAUACACGAUCUACGGAAUUAAGUGGAGAUAUUGAAUGA